CAAUGAAUUCAUCCGUCGUCUGUCCAUACACCACAUUUAUACCAUCAACAUGAAGACCUCUACACAAACAUCACCAGGCCAUCUUGGUUCAGCUGGCAAAGUAAAACGCAUUGUCGGCAAGAUUCGUCGUCAUGCUCAUCCUCCUUCCGUCACCUCCAAAUCCUCUGACUCUGCUCCAUCCUCCACCCGCGCUUCCAACGCAUCAUCAAAUUGUCCUCUGCGCUGUCAUAGAAACAGCCAGAGUCGUCGUGGGUCGGCAGCAGAGGAGGAGCGCGCACGCGACGUCGAGCUCUGGAACGCAGCAUACGAUGCCCUCAAGAAGGACGCUCGAUCCAAUGGCCUCGUCCUCGCCUACGAGAACAUUAUCGGUCACGAACUGCCCGAGGCGCAUAGACCCGGCCAUCAUGGGAACCCGAAUGAGCUACCGAUGGAUGGCGAGCGACGCCUGGAGCUCAUGUCCAUGAUUGCAUCUUCAGGCUUGAACCGCGAAGUCAGCGUUACAUCCAAGUCGGAUUCGGGUGAUGACGAUGCUCGCGAGAUUCUUGUCGAGGCGAGAUCUACUGUCGCUUCGUUGGUGCCUCAACAGCCGAGCGCCGCUCUCGCCUUUGCAGGCAUCUGCUCUUUAACACCUCUCCUCCUCGACCCUCUCCUCCGCCACGAUGACCUCCGCAGCGGCUUCGUCCAUCUGAUAACCACCAUCCCACACUACAUGAGCCUCGCUCGGUGCACAUACCCCUCGUCAUGGAAAUCCUCCGAAGACUAUGAACGUCUGCAACUACAAGUCCGGCAGACGUUGUUGGAUCUGUACCGUCGCAUCCUCGAGUACGAGAUGAACAUUGUCUGCGCUGCUGCUAGCGCCUGGAAUAUGGCUGCUCGCAACGUCGUUGACUGGCAGGGGUGGCGGACUAUGGAUGAUGCUGUUAGGGAGAAGGAUGUAGAGGUGAUGGGAGAGAUGGAAAAGUAUGGGACUGACGAGGCUAGAGCGAUGAUGGAGGAGAAGAAGCCCGUGCCAGAGGGUGGAGGAAGAGGGAGUAUCUCCUCAAGUACAGAUACUGAGGAUAGGCAUUGACAAGUAUAUCUACCCUCUGGUUAAUGGCUGUUUCUUUCUCAGCGGCGUCAUCUCAGCGGUAAUCCUCCGGUUAGAUUAGACUUGUUCUAUCUUCUCGAGGCUCCUAGGUAAACAGCUGGCCUGUGAUUCACGUUGUCCGCUUUGGACAGCCUUUACAUAGCCUAACUCUAGUAAUACUUUCCUGCUAUAGGCGUUCGGAAGAUUGGAACAGGUUUCUUAAAGUCAGCAGCGGUUUUGUACAUAUGUUGUCCCAUCUGGUAGCUCUGUACGCGCGAUCCCUCUGGGUGAGAUUGUUCCUCUACCCCCUUGGCA
This is a messenger RNA of Fusarium vanettenii 77-13-4, 1381 nucleotides long. RefSeq lists its product as uncharacterized. The record is from RefSeq and is a predicted model, not a curated record. NCBI's taxonomy places the organism in Eukaryota, Fungi, Ascomycota, Sordariomycetes, Hypocreales, Nectriaceae. The transcript has 2 exons. The coding region runs from base 50 to 1069 and encodes 339 amino acids.